Molecule: messenger RNA, 2751 nt
Organism: Aethina tumida (small hive beetle)
Lineage: Eukaryota; Metazoa; Arthropoda; Insecta; Coleoptera; Nitidulidae
Gene: CenB1A
Product: arf-GAP with coiled-coil, ANK repeat and PH domain-containing protein 2
Exons: 13
Coding region: 129-2585 (818 amino acids)
Cellular component (GO): cytoplasm
Molecular function (GO): GTPase activator activity; protein binding
Source: RefSeq, a predicted model, not a curated record
GUUACAGAUGAUCAUUUGACGUGUGUUAAAGAAUGAGAAAGUGGGAUGUUCUUCGCAUUAUGACUCAGUUUUGAAUAAUUGUUUUUGUGCGUUGUUAUGUUAUAGUGUCCGCGUCUUAAUCGAAAACCAUGUACGGGAAAAUUGAUAUUCAAGAAUGUCUGAGGGAUUCGCCCAAAUUCCGAAGUUUACUCGACGAAGAACAAUCCAGCAUUGACCAGUUGGAGCUGAAGCUCGACAAAAUUUUAAAAGUAUGCGGUAGCAUGGUAGAUUCGGGAAAAACAUAUGUUGCCCAACAAAGUUUGUUUGCCAACAGUUUGUGGGAUCUGAGUGCACAUUUCAAAGAAGAUCCUACGGUACUGUCUUCCCUCAACAAGCUUAUUCACAGUCUUCAGGAAAUGAAUAAGUUUCACACAAUAUUGCUAGACCAGGCAUCAAGGACUGUCUUGAAAAAUCUUACUUCUUUUAUUAAAAAGGACGUAAAAGGCGUGAAAGACUGCAAAGCCCAAUUCGACAAGAUUUCGACCGAAUAUGACAAUGUGUUACUCCGCAACUCCCAAACGCCGAAGAGCAAGCCACUGGAAGUGGACGAGGUCCAGAACAUACUGUUCGCAGUGAGGUCGUGUUUCGGUCAUCUAACCCUCAACUACGUCAACAGUAUUUGUUUGUUGCAGACGAGGAAGAGGCACGAGAUUCUGAGCACUCUUCUGUCGUACAUGCACGCGUGCACCACGUAUUACCAUCAGGGCAGCGAUUUGUGCGCCGACCUGGAGCCGUUCUUUAAGACGUUGGCCGACGAGAUCAACGAGAUGCGGGACGAGAGCUAUCGCGUUGAAAAGGAACUGGAGAACAGGCACGCGAACGUGAAGAACGCCGAUUGCGUCACCCUCAGCACCGACAGGCAUUCGCCCAUCAUGGAGGGAUAUCUGUUUAAGAGGACCUCGAACGCCUUCAGAUCGUGGCACCGCAGGUGGUUCUACUUGUACAGGAACAGGCUGGUGUACAGGAAACGCUCCGGCGAAGAACAGGAAACCAUAAUGGAGGAAGAUUUGAGGCUAUGCACCGUCAAACCGGUCACGGACGGCGAACGUCGCUUCUGCUUCGAAGUCUUGUCCCCGUCAAAGAGUCACAUGCUUCAAGCUGAUUCUAAGGAAAUGUAUGAUGCGUGGAUUGCGGCCCUGCAACAAGGAAUCGGAGCCGCAAUCCAAAGGAUCCACAGUGUGGACUACAGUUCGAGGCACACCAAGGAGGCGCAGCCUCUAAAGUCCAACGACGAUGUGUCCAAAACCGAGCACUCCGUCGCCACCAACAAUAACAAAAUCAAGAAAAUAAAGAUGUGGGAACAGUUACUGAGAAUACCGGGCAACAAUUACUGUUGCGAUUGCGGUAGUCCCAACCCCCGUUGGUCCAGUAUUAACUUAGGAAUCACCCUCUGCAUAGAGUGUUCAGGCGUCCACAGGAGUUUAGGCGUGCACUACAGCAAAGUGCGAUCGCUAACUCUGGACGACUGGGAGCCGGAAAUCAUCAAAGUGAUGGCCGAACUGGGCAACAACGUUGUCAACAAGAUCUACGAGGCUAACGUUCCCGACGGCGUACAACGUGCCACCGAAGAUUGUAUUGGGGCAGUGAGGGAGAGCUGGAUCAGAGCGAAGUAUGUGGACAAGGGGUUCGUGAAGAAACUGCCGCAGUUUCAAGCGUCGCCGUCCCAAAAUCGCACCUCGCGCGCCAGCUUGAUGGAGGUGCGCAAGUGGAGCGUAAGGAAGAUGAGGAGACGGCCGCGGAGCUGCGAUAAAUUGCGGCGGAAGAAGGGCAACGGCAUUCUGAAGAACGUCGAUGAGGCCUCCGAGACGUCGGAAUCCGGUUUUGAGGGCGAGACGAGCGCGGAAUCGUCGCAAAAAAGCGAAAGCCUGAAGCGAAGGACAAGCGUGCUACUGUUCGGAAACGAUCUCGACAAGGAAUCGUUGGACGACGCCAUAGAUCUGAGCAGUGAUCAGGAGUCAACUGAAGGAGAGGAGGAACAGACUGUUGAAGAGGAAGAUAUUUCUAAAUUACACCCGAAUCUGCUGCUCUACAAAGCGGCCCUAGCUCACAACUUACCUGUGAUGUGCGAGGCCUUAGCCCUUGGCGCAGACAAGAACUACAUUAACAACGAUGACAAGGGGCGAAGCCCCAUACAUCAGGGUGUGUUGAGCGGCUCCGUGAUGCCCUGUGCUUAUCUGAUACUCAACGGCGUUAAAAUAAAUGCUCAGGACGUGAACGGCAAGACUCCCCUACAUCUGGCCACUCAGGAGGGGCAUACUGCUCAAGUGUGUUUGUUUUUGAAACAUAGAGCGGAUCAGCAUCUAGAAGACGACGAAGGUAAAGUGCCAUUAUCGAUGGCUGAGCAAAAGGAACACGCCGAUAUUGUCACGUUGUUGAGACUGGGACGAUUAAAUGAGGAGAUGAAAGAUUCUGAAUUAGGGAUAUCCGGGGAUGAUAUGUUUAAUGAUGUCGUUAGGGAUUUCUCCCAACUGGCUUGCUCACACCCAGAAAAGUUGCAGAGGCCAAAAGUCGACGAGUACUAUACACCGAAUACGAUUAGAAUCUGAAUUGAGUAAAUAUGGAGAUGUGCUUUCAAUGUCGACUUUACCUUUCGUUUUUAGUACAAGCUUUUUUAUAUUAUUUUUAAUAACGCAGUUAUGUUAUGCUCUCUUCAGUUAAAUAACUGAUUUAAUUGUGUUUUAAUAAUAUAUUUCGACCAUAUAACAAAAUGAA